This is a messenger RNA of Hypoxylon trugodes, 1582 nucleotides long. RefSeq names its product trypsin-like cysteine/serine peptidase domain-containing protein. NCBI's taxonomy places the organism in Eukaryota, Fungi, Ascomycota, Sordariomycetes, Xylariales, Hypoxylaceae. The transcript has 4 exons. The coding region runs from base 356 to 1405 and encodes 349 amino acids. The record is from RefSeq and is a predicted model, not a curated record.
AUAGGUGAACUUUGGUGGAAUCUGUGUUAGUAGGUGAUUAGAUGCAUAUCUAUAUUGUGGUGUGGUAGGUUCACCUUUUUGGGGCGUUGUGUGGUCGAGCGAAGCUACGAAUCACUGGCCGAGUUUUACUGUAGGGUUGCCUUUAAUGGAACCCUACGUAACAACGCAGAUCCCGAAACAGCAAAACCGAUCUUACCAGGUAAGAUGGUAAUUUCAGGCAUGUUUGCAUAUCUAGCUCUUCGAGUUAUAAAAGCAGCGCCAUGUCGCGCUGGAAAUAUCCAAUACCUUACGAGGUGCCUUCAAUUAGCAUAUUGUCGGAACCUCGCGCAUAACUCUUUGAGAUCAAAAAGACAUCAUGGAGUCCAUGGUUCUAUCCGACACACACCAGAAGACUAGACUGCUUUUCGACAUCUGCGGUAUCAAUGAUACUACUCCUACUCCACCAAUACGGAUUGAGUCCCGCAAUAUGACCCGAACCCCUAACGGAAAUAUCUUCCCCGUUAAAAGGGUACGCCUACCGUGCCAAGUAUUACCUGGCGGGUAUACACCCGCGGCCUUUGUUUUCAAUCUGUCGUCUCAAUUCGAUAGCGUUGAGACCGUGCUAGGUAAGCACCCUCGGGACGUUAGCCUAAGCGUUGACAUUGAAAAUGGUGGGAUUCUCAGCGGAGUUGUUAUGGUGGAGUCGCGAUACGUAGACUCCAAUGGUAAUCUUUGGAUAGGCCAUGGAUCAGCCACUGUCAUCGAUGAGCACCACGUUGUGACCACUGCUCAUAACGUCUGGGACGACAAUUUAGGCCUUGCUAGAUCUAUCAAGAUUUCUCGGGACCACCGUGUAGACCCCGACGACCGCUAUGUGGAUUAUGGUGCCGUUCAUUACCAGUGGGCACACGAUCUCUCAAAGCGGAACGACUUCGCCGUUCUUCGCGUUUCAGAGCCUUUCCACGAUGGGAUCCGACCCUUGGGAUAUAUGAAGACGCCAUUCGACGUAGGCGCCAUGGAUUUUACUGUCUAUGGGUUUCCUUGCGAUAUGCCCAAGGAUGAGGACGGCGAGCAGCUAUACCAACUUUGCUUUAGUCACAGUUCGUUCCGGGACGAACCUUGGAACCGCAAUCUCAUCUACCAUGAUGGAGACACAUAUUAUGGUAACUCUGGCGGCCCUGUUGUUGGCCCUGACGGGAAGAUGCUUGCUGUGCACAGGGGGUAUCGUAAUCUGUCUCCUACUGGAAAAAUAAACGUGGCAGUUGCUAUCAACCAUCACGGGAAUGAUAUCGAGAAGUUCAUUCAAGCUCUACGUGCUAGGGCCGGGAUGGCCCUAUCGCGAGACUUUCUACUCAUUCAAGGAGACGCAUUAGUUGAUUAUCCCAAUGCCGCCUGCUUUGGUUGGGAACAGAGCCAAACACUAUAGUAUCGACGACUGGGUCAAUUAACACGUGAGUCUGACGAACGAAAUUCAUGCUAGAGCGCUUGGAGUUUGGAAUGAGACAUAGGGAAAAUGCUUGGUGCAAUGGGCGAUAUUAUGGGAUUGAUUAUUAGUUUAUAGGCAUACGGUAUAGGCAAUGAAAUUUACGUUACGGGCCUUCAC